Messenger RNA from Neurospora hispaniola, 409 nucleotides. RefSeq lists its product as uncharacterized. The transcript has a single exon. Lineage: Eukaryota; Fungi; Ascomycota; Sordariomycetes; Sordariales; Sordariaceae. The coding region runs from base 122 to 355 and encodes 77 amino acids. The record is from RefSeq and is a predicted model, not a curated record.
AAGCGUACUCACGGAGCAAGUCGAAAGGGGUUGGAAGUUUUUUUUGAAUAUGGAAAGGAAACAUACCCGUCACAAUCUUGAGGGACCCAAAAUACAGACAUGCCCCCUCUGAUUACAGGCAAUGGCUGUCACUGCAGUCUUCCUCCCAGGCUGUACUCUCCUGUUUCAGUUGCUCAAGAAGGCUUCUGACGCCGUGGGACACUCAUCAGUCCCGAGGAUGUCAAUCAGAAGAGGAGUAGCGUUAUUACAGUAUGGAAUGGCCUGUUCAUGUAGUCAGAGAGUGGCUUCAGGGAACUUGGCGAGAAGACAAACAAAAAUGACCAGCCUUCAACUAGCAUCAAGGGCAUCACCUUAACACCAGACACCAAGUUAUUUUUUUUAAAUUUAAAAAAAAAUUUUUUUUCAUUUU